This is a messenger RNA of Phytomonas sp. EM1, 462 nucleotides long. Lineage: Eukaryota; Euglenozoa; Kinetoplastea; Trypanosomatida; Trypanosomatidae. The record is from the annotation of a GenBank genome assembly.
AUGACGCGAAAGAUUGUCUUUGCCUCCGACCACAUGGCCUAUGAGGGUCGUGAGAAGAUCGCCGCGAUGAUUCGCGAGGCCGGCGCGGACUUCGAGCCGAUUUACCUCGGACCUUUCCAGGCCGGCGCAGUGGAUUACCCCGAUUACGCUGAGAAGGUCGCCUUGGCGGUGCGAAACGGCGAGGCGGAGCUUGGAAUUUUACUCUGCUGGACGGGCAUUGGAAUGAGUAUUGCAGCGAAUAAGAUAAACGGCAUCCGCGCCGCGCUUUGUCAUGAUCAAACCACUGCCCGACUGACGCGGGAGCAUAAUAACUCAAAUGUGUUGUGUAUUGGCUACGGCGUGGUCGGGGAGGUGGUGUUGCGGGAUAUUAUCACCACCUUCCUCCGAACUGAGUUUUCUGGGGCAGAGCGGCAUUGUAUUCGGCUGGAUAAGUUGAUGAAAUUUGAGACGAAAAGUUAUUAA